Penicillium digitatum Pd1 is the source of this 1560-nucleotide messenger RNA. RefSeq lists its product as uncharacterized. NCBI's taxonomy places the organism in Eukaryota, Fungi, Ascomycota, Eurotiomycetes, Eurotiales, Aspergillaceae. The record is from RefSeq and is a predicted model, not a curated record.
AUGAUUGAUGACAAUUUACCCACGUUCUUCCUAAAGAACAACUCAAAGCAGCCUCAGAUCAGCACAAUAUACCAUAGUCAACAUGGCAAUGACCCCGAACCGGCGUACUCCUUGCGCACCCUUGACCCCGCCUCCCCAACAUCACAAAAUUGCUACGGAGUCGCGCUGUACGACCCGUAUGUGACGGACAUUGUCUACGGCGAGGUUGCCGUAGCUCCAGAUUGGACCCAACCAAGCAUGUCGGCAGAUGUCAUACGAGCAAACGGUGGCGCUGUCCCGCCCUCAGAACCUAUCCUUCCCACCGAGUUCUCCAUCCAGCUCUACAACCCCGACCAAGAGAUCACAGUAAAAUAUCAUGCCAAAACGUGGAACAAACCAGCUCGGUGGGAAUUUGAGAUGCCGCAAAACUCAUUCCGGGUUCCGUCCGCGUCAGCGCUAGACCAGACUCAGAUUGAUCCCUCUAUCGCAGAUGUUACACCAAAGUUGAGGUUCAGCUGGCGUAAGGAUGGGAAGUUGUCAAAGGAUUUGACAUGUCUGUUGCACGGCAAAACCUCAAAGAUUCCUGACACGCGCACAAGGAGCCGUGAGCCAGAUAUCACCAUUGCUCUAUUUCAAGGGCUGAAAGAGCUGACUCUUUACGAACCCAAUCUCUAUCGCGUCGAGAUGGAGGAUUUCAAGGGGUUGGAAAUCGUGCUGCUCUUGGCCGCCGUUGCGAUUCGGGAUAUUUUCUUCGGACCUGCCAAGGAGGCCUUUCACAUCACUCCCGGUGGGCCGAACCAAGCUCGCAAGCAAGCAGGAGGGCCAACUGCAACUGUGGCGCCAGCCCCACCUCGUGAUCUCAGGCUCGAUUGGAAGAACCCACAGGCCCGACCUCCUGGCGCAGCCAUGAGGGGACAGUCAUCGCCGCCUCGGCUCAACAUCCCGAACUCCUCAUCGCCAGCCCCACAAGAGAGGUGGCGACAGGACGAACUCGCAAGACAGGAAGAGGAGCGACGAAGCCAGGAGGUUCUCGCCGCGCAACACGAAGCACGGCGUCGGCGAGAAGCGGAAGUCGAGGAUGAAACCAGACGCCUGCAACAGUUAUAUGGGAAAGAAGAAGAGCAAGCACGAAGGCCACGGCAUGCCCCAGCUCCAUCUUCCAGGCCCUACCCUCUUCCCCGACAUACCGGACCCCCUCAACCUUCCUCCCACCAAUACUCUCAAUCCUCAGUCCAACUCUCGCCUCAUUCUGCAGGCCGUCCAUCCCAUCACUCUCGCCAACAACAUUCCCACGACGCACAGGCCCCCGCUUUCGCCAACAGCCCAUACCUCCAUGCACCGGACCACAUGGAUCCUCGAGCCCAAUCCUCUACCCUCUUGAUGCAGUCUCAACCACAGCAAGCACGCCCGCAACCCCGACCACAGUCUACGGUUGGGUUCCACCCUACCAGCAGCGGGGCUCUCCCCGCGGCGUCGCGGCCUCACGUUCAGCCGAAAAAGAGCAGCUUCUUCGGGUUCCGGCGCAACAAGGAGGAAAAUUCUGCCACCAAGCUCGAAAAAAAGCGGAGUUCUAUGUUCUGA